GUGGCGACCGCGUGCUUCGGGUGCGCCGCAGUGGACGCCAAGGACGUGGGUGACUCUCGACGCCACCUCUCUUGCAACGGCGCCAGGUGGUGCAUGAGAGUUUUCCAGGAUGCGCUGCUCAGAACAUCAGAGAUCGAAGCAGCGGGUUUGAAGAUCGUCGUGGACACCCGCAAGUUGGACAAGAGGGAUUCGUUCCGAUGUACAGUUUCUCACGUGCAGUCUCAGGCGGCAGGCCUUCGGGACUUCCUGCUGGCGACCCCGUCUGACCAGAGCGGCCUCCUCAUCACGGCCACGAUGGAUGACGCCGAGAUGUGGGUCAG
Prorocentrum cordatum is the source of this 320-nucleotide messenger RNA. Lineage: Eukaryota; Dinophyceae; Prorocentrales; Prorocentraceae. The record is from the annotation of a GenBank genome assembly.